Molecule: messenger RNA, 1513 nt
Organism: Stylophora pistillata
Lineage: Eukaryota; Metazoa; Cnidaria; Anthozoa; Scleractinia; Pocilloporidae
Product: counting factor associated protein D
Biological process (GO): proteolysis
Molecular function (GO): cysteine-type peptidase activity
Source: RefSeq, a predicted model, not a curated record
UAGCUUUCAGCUUUACAGCCUUGGUCUCGGUCAUUCGAUAAUCUAAAGUUGUCUUUUUUUUAGACAAGGGCUUCAGCGGCUGCUGUUGGUGAAAUUGGCGGCUGUCCCAGAGGGGGCUGUAAAGCAAAACCUGGGCACUGGAGCCUGCUCGCACGCUCAACAGACAGCGGUUAGAUGUAGACCGACAGUAACUUACUUUUAUCGAGACCAUGAUUAGAUCUUUGGGCCAGUAAAGGAUCUCGGUUAGUCAUUUCCGUAUUUAACUCUUGCCUUCACUCGACCACCCCGGGUCUCCACUGUUUUGUUUAUUGAUCCGUAAUCUUCGUCAUUCUUAGCUUUCCUCAUUGGUGCAGUUAAAUUUCGUGUCAACAUAGUGGUAUCUCACUAACUAGACUUAAGUGCAGUUUCAGCUGCACAAUGUUUCAUUAGUUGUUAGAUCUUACAGUAUUCACUGCGACUAUCGUUUAAAAAGACUUAGUUCAUUCGACGACUGGUACCCACUCCAUAUAUGGGAUUGUUUGACAGUUGCUGUUCAAGUCAUUAGGCCGUUGUUAUUCCAUGAUGUAAUACAGAGCCUUGAUCACGUAUAAACAUGCUCGUUUGUCUCGUGAACGGGCUGGAAAUAACUCACGUUCAUCCCCAUACCGCGCUCGAACGGUAUCUCCGAAAUACCGUAUGACAUGAUUGGAUGGAGCGUGUAAGGUGUGCUUUUAAUACUCGACGUUCACUGGCGUGGUGGUUUUGUGAGAGACCAUUGUCGAACCUGUCGAUCUGUUAAUUAUAACGUUGAGGAGAGGUCGUCGUGUGGGAUAUGCCUCAUGGAAGAGCGAUUUGGGUUUGUUUCAUGAUCAUCGGACUCUUGAAAUACAUCGGGACUACACCUGUUGAAAAACAGACGCAGGGUGGUAGCAAAUCGAAACAAGAAGAGAAACCUGGUCCUGAUCUACGAAGUUUGCAUUUUCCCGCGGAGUAUCAUGCAACAGGUGUCUUGUCGCUUCCCACAAGCAACAUUAACGAGCCUUUUGAAGUUUGGCAUAGCCAGGCUUACGACAAGAGCCGAAUAGAUUACUACCAUGGUGAAGUGAAAACUUUUCAAAGAGGAGAUUUAGGAAGAAAUGGAAUGUUCUUUAAAAUCAUCCCAAAGUUCUCUUACAAACGUCAUAGGAAUGAUCGCCAUUUUUUGGGAUGUUGGAAGAGGUAUGGGUCCAAGUCUCGCAAGGCUAAGGCCCAGUCUGUUCUACCGUGUAACACGGCCUGGCCGUUCAAGUCUCGUCUGGAAGACUUCAAGUAUGAGGGUGAUGCCGUUAUCAAUGGAACAAAAUGUACCAAGUGGAGUUACAACGUGACCAUAUUUGAACGCAACAACUCGUACUUGUUUUAUGCAACGAAGACCGACCCACCCAAACCUGUGUACUUCGAAAUGAACGGCUACGAUACACUGCUUGUGUCGUACUACGACAAGUAUACGAUUCAUUAUCACAGCUUUGAAGAGUGGGAUUAUGAUCCGGAUGAU